Messenger RNA from Mya arenaria, 890 nucleotides. RefSeq names its product natterin-4-like. The record is from RefSeq and is a predicted model, not a curated record. The coding region runs from base 194 to 628 and encodes 144 amino acids. NCBI's taxonomy places the organism in Eukaryota, Metazoa, Mollusca, Bivalvia, Myida, Myidae. The transcript has 2 exons.
UCUUAAUUAACAACUGGAUUCACAUGAUGUUAUAUUCCAAACAUAUUCUUCCUGACCACAUAUUAACCACGAGUAUAAUUACCGUGUGACAUUCAAGCCAACAACCAGUGUUUAGGCUAUAGGACGAAGUUUGAGUAUUUAAGUGAAUUUCUUAAGACUUUAUUCAUUUUUAACUAGAACUAACGAUAGCGGUAUGGCGGUUUGGCAGUCCUGUUCUGGUGGAAGGAUUCCUCCGAGUGCGAUAAGGGCCGGUUACGAGGCCGACGGACGGCCACUGUAUGUCGGUCGAGUGCGAAUGCAGGAUGGCUCAAUGACGCCUGGCAAGGCCGGUUGCCAUCUCCCUGGCGCCCAUAUCCCUUGGGGCAGCAAGGAGAAUGUCGAGCAGAACUACGAAAUCCUCGUGCAACCCGUGGACGCCGUUGGCCAUUACGAGUGGCAGCGUUUCUCCGGUGGCAACGUUCCCCAUAACGCCAUGUCGACGGACAGGGGAAUGUACGUUGCCCGCUGUUACCACGAGGGAAGCCUCGUGCCCGGUAAGGUUCACACCGACCACGGCUGUGCGUACAUUCCUUACGGAGGCGACGAAAAAAGCUGCAGCGAUUAUGAAGUAUUAUGCCGCGUUAAAUAAAAAAUAAGACUUGACAGAAACGUGCAAGUGAUUGAUAUUACAACAAAAUAAUGUAGUCGUAACUUUUAAAAAAACAUAUGUUGACAUGCAGCUGUGUAAUUAUUUUGAAGAAAAUAUAAGCUGAAAAAAACAGACGUUCCGUGAAAAACUUGUUAAUCUCUAAUCGCCAGACGGUUUUGGAAAGACUAUGAAAACAACAACCGACAAUUUUUCUUAAUGUCAUUAUAUGUUUGUUUGUUUUUAUUAAAUGAGUAUAAUAGAA